CAAUGAUUCACAAUGGAGAAAUCUGCAGAAGCUGAAAGCGCUCCUAAGAAUGCGAGAAUGCAGUUGUGAAUGCUGUUCAGAAAGCGUCUCUGAGCAGGAUCUCCCACUGUUCUUUUCUGAUUUGACGCUUUAUUGAAUUGAUUGCCAGCGGCGCCGUUUGGGGCUAAAAGAAGCAUCCGGUGGGGACCUUGACCCAUCUUUCCGGGCAAAAAAGACUUGGGAGGAAAUGGAAGAAACGGAAGCAUGCUGGGAAGGCCUAGAACGCUUCAUGGAGUGGGCGAUGGUUCACCCUGACCUCGUCGCUGUUUUUGGCAAGGGCGGCUUGAGAAGGAUCGUGGCAGCUCGCCUACAUUCUUCAAGCGAGCCGAUCGUUCACGAAUUCGCAGAACACUGCAGGAGCACUCUAAAGGCAAAGCUCGUUGAGGAGCGCUCGCUUGCUUGGCAGCAGUCAUGGACCUUGCCCAACAUUCCGAGGAGUGAGGAAGAAGAGCAGACCUGGGUACAGUCUGCUCCAAAUUGUAUGCCCGUGCUACGAGCUGAAUUCAACAUUAGAAUAUUUGAAUGGCUGUACGGAGAGAGUCUGCCCAAGUUUGCUUUUGACUUUGAGAGCGAUGAGUACGAAGAACGGGACUGGUUCACAAUGCAAUCUCCUGCAAGGCUUCUAGCCGAGUUGGAAGUUCUUGCAAAGAUCAUCCGCAAGCCAGCGCAAUGGAUAUUUGAAAAUACUCUCGAUGAGAUCUCUGUCAGGGAUGGGCAGGGCCCGGGGUUUGCCACGGUACAUUUGCUUGGGCUAUAUGCACCAGGACACCAACUGGUUGGUAAUCACAAUGAAGUUCUGAGCUCAAUGCAAGAAGCGGGCUUGGGACCUGCGGACCUCAUGCCGCUCAGGGAAACAGUACUAGCGGACCUUCAACUCGUUUCGGAGAUUGUGGUGGAGAAAGACUUGCGGUAUGCUAACCAGUUUGACAUGUUUCCGGGGUUGGAACAAGUGGCAGGCUAUCAGUUUGGCCUUCGGAGGCACGAAGGUUCUAUACCUUUUGCUCUAGAUCAGCAUUUGUAG
Molecule: messenger RNA, 1060 nt
Organism: Klebsormidium nitens
Lineage: Eukaryota; Viridiplantae; Streptophyta; Klebsormidiophyceae; Klebsormidiales; Klebsormidiaceae
Source: the annotation of a GenBank genome assembly